GCCAGUCGUACAUGCAAAAGCAACUUGAAAGGAGCUGCUGAAGUUGCCAACGACACUAUUAAUGCAGGCAGCGCGGCCAUCAACGCUUCUUUAAACAACCGUUUGCAUGCAAAUUCCGUCGAACAGCCGCAUAAUUCAGAGGUUUUCGUUUUUCUCCCGAAUGCACAACAACCAGGUGGAGCCGGAGGGGGACUUUUCGCCGCCAGUCGGUUCUCCACACACUUCUGUCCAGAUCGUGUCCCAGCAGCACAAACCUGUGGCUGCCACUUCUUCGAGGAGCGACUACCGCCACUCCAUUAUUGGAGCUGAGGAGAUAACGGACGUGGAGAUUGGUGUUUGCGGCUGGAUCCUGACAGUGAUAUCCUGGAUCAUCGUCUUUUGCACGUUGCCCUUCUCCCUCUGUGUGUGCUUCAAGGUGGUGCAGGAGUACGAGCGGGCCGUCAUCUUCAGACUGGGUCGCCUCCUCUCCGGCGGGGCCAAAGGACCAGGCAUCUUCUUCAUCCUGCCGUGCAUCGAGACGUACACCAAAGUUGACCUAAGAAGCAGCGUUUUCGACAUUCCGCCGCAGGAGAUUUUGACACGUGACAGUGUGACCGUGUCUGUUGAUGCGGUGGUCUACUACAGAGUGUCAAACGCCACCGUUUCAAUCGCAAACGUAGAAAAUGCUCACCACUCGACCCGUCUCUUGGCUCAAACGACCCUCAGGAACAUCCUCGGCACGCGCCUGCUCCACGAAAUCCUCUCCGACAGGGAAAACAUUCAAGCAUCGAUGCAGAGUUCGUUGGACGAGGCAACUGACGAGUGGGGCAUAAAGGUAGAACGAGUCGAGAUAAAAGACGUGCGCUUGCCCGUGCAACUGCAGAGAGCAAUGGCGGCCGAAGCCGAGGCGGCUCGCGAGGCGCGGGCCAAGGUGAUCGCCGCCGAGGGUGAGCACAAGGCGUCCCGGGCCCUGAGGGAGGCCAGCGAGAUCAUCGGCAACUCGCCGGCGGCGCUGCAGCUCCGCUACUUGCAGACCCUGAACACGAUUUCGGCGGAGAAGAACUCGACGAUAGUGUUCCCCCUGCCCAUAGAUUUGCUGACGUACUUCAUGAGAGCGCGAGGAGGAGCCGACUCGGAACCCUCCGCCGCCAAGUAGGGUCGAGCGCUGCAGAAUGGGCCUCGCCAAUUAUAAUUUCCACUCGGCUUGCUCUCGCUCGCCAAAAUGUGUCGUCGUCGAAAUCGUCUCUCUCGUCAUCGCCACUCGCGUGCGCCAAUUACUACAAGAUAGAGCCCAAUUAAUUUCGCUCCCCGGAAAACAACGAAAUUUCUGAUAUAAAAACUGUUUUGUUCUCCGUCUUCCAUUGUUGCUCUCUCACAACGAUAUUGGCAGGGAGCAAACUCAUCUUUUCACACUUUCAUUCGCGGCGAGUUCUCAUUGUUGUACAUGUAAAUUGUAAUAUUGUUGCGCGUCGUUUCAUUGGUGUUCUCUCCUUUGUAUGUAUUGCAAGUAUAAAAGGAGGCGUUUUUAAUGUAAGAUGAGAACAAUUGUUUUGUGCUAAAAACGAGACGAAAACUAUAAAAUGUUGCGUGGGUCCAUUUCCGAUACACUGUGUGUUAUUAUUCACAAGAUUUAUGCGUGUUGUGUGAGACCAAAAUCACAAUUCAAUUUAAAACUUAUGUGUGUAUAUCUCUUUGAGUGUCAAAUUACACGUUUUGCAAUUUUUCAUCGUGAAUGGUAUAAAAUGUAUGCUUUAUUCAAAUGUGACGGGACAGUGGCAGAAAAAAAUCCAUUUCAACUCAUCAAUUAACAACAAAAAAUUUUAUGAAAAAUUGAAAGCAGAUUUUCCUCGUUAAAAAGGUGAAAAGUAAAAAUGAAGAUCCGCGGACUGCAGGUAAUUUCUGAUAAAAAAGGACUUCAGUCAACGAGGUACAAAAGCACACUUUGAAUUUUUUUAAGCUAACUAAAUCGGUCACGAAAUUUAUGCUUAGAUUUAUUUUAAAUUUCCAGCGCAAUUAACCCUAAAACUGAUUAGGAAAAUUGGCAAGAAUUUGGAUCAUUAAUGCAAAUUAGCGGGGGGAAAUUUUUGAUUAAUGACCAUGAAACUGUUGACCUUCUCAAUCUUCAAAAUUUUUGAAAUAUUUUUUUGGGUUCAAAAUUAAAAUUUAUAUUUCCAUAGAAAUUUCACUUCAAUUUUAUUUAAAUUUCAAAAGAAAUCUUAUUAGGAUCGUAAAUUCCAGCUGACUGCACCGCAGGUCUUCUUUUGUGACCACGUGGGUGUCACAUUUACUUGAUCAUUGUUUUUUUUAACGAGGAUACGCCCUGCUUCAAUCUUUCAUAAAAUUCACCGUAAGUGUUAAAUUUAAAAAUUACAUUCCAUUUUGAAUACUUUAUUACCUGUUUCAGUGAAAGUAUUUUGAACAAAUGAACAGACAAUCAAAUUUUAGAGUCGUCUAGAAAAAUUCAAAUUUAUUUAAAAAUUCCGAGUUAUUCCCUCCCGUCACUAAUUUUCAAUCUUUUUCCUUCUCACGCAAGACGUUAUCUCACUAUCAUACAUUAUUAAAAUAUACUCAUCGGUGUUUCGGUGUAAUCGGCACAAUAAAUGAUCUCUCAACUGAAUGUUCAAACAAACAAAUACCUCGGAAGAAUAAAAGCAUAAUACAAGGAGCCGGGCUCUCAAACCAUUUGCAGGAUGCGUCGGUUCGGCCUUGAAGGAAGACGCAAAUGUAAUUUCCCGAGGGGCCCCGCGAGACAUUAUCGCUGGCACCGCGACCGGAAUUCAUAUUUACUCAAAAAGGCAUUGGAACAAAUCGACCCAUUAUGUAAAAAUAUGAUAAAAAAAAACGUGCAGGUUCUCAAUUAUUUAUACCGAAAUGCGCACUCCUCGAUGUGUUGUAUUACUUGAAAUAUUUAUUACGUUUGUGUUUUUCAUUUUUAUUAGUGUCUAUCUCACGGUUUAAUCAUGAUCAACAUACAAACAUCAGAGUCUGCGUGUGUCCCUUGUUCUGCGGAAAAAGAGCUCUCUCGAUUCUACUGCAAAUUUCACUUAUUUAAUAAUUUAAUUAAUAUUGUAUAAUCAUAAAAAAAGUUCUGAUUUUCUUUUUUAGAAAAUAGGUGCUUUUUUCGAGAGCAGGGGGCAGGCUUUGACUAAAUUAAUGGGCUGUGCAACCGUGAAAAAUGAAAAAUUAACUGUUGGUGUUGAUAGAUAUUUAUGCUCUAUUAAAAAAAUAAGUAUA
Neocloeon triangulifer is the source of this 3213-nucleotide messenger RNA. RefSeq names its product band 7 protein AGAP004871-like. Lineage: Eukaryota; Metazoa; Arthropoda; Insecta; Ephemeroptera; Baetidae. Bases 107 to 1135 code for a protein of 342 amino acids. Gene Ontology annotation, cellular component: plasma membrane. The record is from RefSeq and is a predicted model, not a curated record. The transcript has 10 exons.